Diplodia corticola is the source of this 1227-nucleotide messenger RNA. RefSeq lists its product as uncharacterized. Lineage: Eukaryota; Fungi; Ascomycota; Dothideomycetes; Botryosphaeriales; Botryosphaeriaceae. The record is from RefSeq and is a predicted model, not a curated record. Gene Ontology annotation, cellular component: Golgi apparatus; trans-Golgi network; endosome. The transcript is spliced from 6 exons. The coding region runs from base 1 to 1227 and encodes 408 amino acids. Gene Ontology annotation, molecular function: antiporter activity.
AUGGCCGACGAGAAGACGAGAUCCUCCGGGGACGGCGUUCGCGACGCGUCGCUCCCUACCGUCAACCCCGAUGCCGUGCAGCCUGAGCCCCCGAAGGCUGCUUUCCACCCGGCUGUCUACAUUGCCGUCUGGAUCUCGUUGAGCUCCAGCGUCAUCGUCUUCAACAAAUGGAUUCUAGACACCGCGGGCUUCCGCUUCCCUAUCUUCCUGACCACAUGGCACUUGACCUUCGCGACUUUGAUGACGCAGGGUCUGGCCCGCUUCACCAAUGUCCUGGACUCGAGGAAAAAGGUCCCGAUGAACGGCCGUGUCUACCUGCGCGCCAUCGUCCCCAUUGGUAUCUUCUUCAGCUUGUCCUUGAUCUGCGGUAACCAGGCCUACCUGUACCUCUCUGUCGCUUUCAUUCAGAUGCUCAAGGCCACUACCCCGGUCGCCGUGCUGCUCGCAACUUGGUCCCUCGGUGUUGCUCCACCGAACAUGAAGACCCUCGGCAAUGUCUCGUUCAUCGUCAUUGGUGUCGUCAUUGCCUCUUUCGGUGAAAUCAAGUUCAACAUGGUCGGUUUCCUGUACCAGGCCGGUGGCAUCGUCUUCGAGGCUGUGCGCCUUGUCAUGGUCCAGCGCCUGCUCAGCUCCGCUGAGUUCAAAAUGGACCCGCUCGUUUCGCUCUACUACUACGCUCCUGCUUGCGCCAUCAUGAACGGUGUCGUUUGCAUGUUCUGGGAGCUUCCCCGCCUGGGCAUGAGCGACAUUUACAACCUCGGCAUGUUCACUCUGAUGUGCAACGCGCUGGUCGCUUUCCUCCUCAACGUUUCCGUUGUCUUCCUGAUCGGCAAGACCUCUUCCCUUGUUCUCACCCUCUCCGGUGUGCUGAAGGAUAUCCUGCUCGUUUUCGCCUCCAUGAUCAUCUUCCAGGACCCCGUCUCCGGUCUCCAGGCCUUUGGAUACAGCAUUGCCCUCAGCGGUCUUGUUUACUACAAGCUUGGGGCCGAUAAGCUCAAGGAGUACCUCGGUCAGGGUGGCCGUGCCUGGGCUGAAUACGGCUCCCGCCACCCCGCUCUGCGCAAGCUUAUCGUCUUCGGCCUCGUUAUCUUCAUCGUUUUCGUCCUUCUCGGCGGUCUUGCUCCUCGCUUCGCCCCCGAGUACAACCAGUACGCUAAGGACAAGGUUACGGGCCUUCUGGGCGAGGGUGCUGGUACCGUCCCCGCCGUUCCGAACGGCGCUGCCUAA